AUGGCAUUUAAUUUUCAAAAAAGAACAGUAUGUGUAGGAUGUGGUUCUAAUCCAAACAAUGCUGGUGAAAUAUUGAGCGUAAGAAAUGAUCAUAACCGUGGUGAUCUCAGCGAACUCGUUGCUUUAGUUGGAGUAGGUGCCAGUGGACGAGGUUCAAGCAGACAAACCGCUCAUGGUAUUGGUCAAGCAAACAGCGUUGCAGCCAACAAGAUGACGUCGAAAUCUGGAAUAGGUCAUUAA
Molecule: messenger RNA, 240 nt
Organism: Rotaria sp. Silwood2
Lineage: Eukaryota; Metazoa; Rotifera; Eurotatoria; Philodinida; Philodinidae
Source: the annotation of a GenBank genome assembly